AGUCGUGGCUCGAUGUAGUUGCACGGUGCGGAAACCGUCAGUGUACCCUUCGGAAUGCAAGCCGACCCUGAAAUCCAGAAUGCGGUGUCAAUCUUGCAGGAGUACAUACAGAGCUGUUCGGACUUUCCCCCACAUUCCCGCAUUUUGAUGUGGAACUUUGAGAAGCGACUGCAGGAGGACUCCUUGUUACAGUUCCGUGCCACUGUGUCCUUUGUCUUCAAGCAGGUGCCACAUUAUUUCCGUGGCAGCUGGCAGACCUCCAAGAAAAAGGCCCAGAGAGACUCGGCCGAACGAGUCAGACGUUACAUGAUGAAGCAGAGUGGAAAUGUGGAGCCGGCAGGAGGAAGAGGGCUUCAGAACGAUGCUUCACUCAUUCUGGAGGACUCAGUGCGGGAGGAGGUUUUGCGCUUGCAAAAGAAAAAGUCGACCAGGUUUUGGCAGUCAGAGCGGCUGAAAGUCGAGGUGGAGGAGCGACGCACUUCGCAGGAGAAGGAAUUUCGUGUGGUCCUGCUCUUGGAGGUCAACACCGUGCCGCACCACUUUGCAGGUUCCUGGUGUGCCUCCAUUGAGGCGGCCACUUCGGAUGCCUGUGAGCGCGUGCUGUGGUAUUUUGGCAUUGGCGAUGCCUCAGCUUUUCGCGGUGUUCUGAAUGCAGCAGGCAAAGCUGCGGAGCAACCACCUCCGCAGCAACUCGUUCAGAGCAAGGACUUAGCGGAGGACAACAGCCCUGGAGGUGCCUCUUCAGCCGAGCGCCCACCUGUAGAGGAGAAAACGAUUCUCAUGCAGGUACAAAACACCUUGCAGAAGACCUUCUCGAAGGAUACUGCUGCAGGCGAAAAAGUUUGGGUGUGGACUUACAAUGCAUCCCAAGAUGAUCCACAAGUCUUCCGCGCGAUUGCAGAGGUGCCUUCUUUGGGUCGAACAUUCCAGGGCGACUGGUGCCGAGGCAAGAAGCUGGCGCAGAGAAACGCGUGUCUUGCAGUGAAAGCGUACUUGGAAGCCCUUCAAAGUGAGACCUAGGUGCUUUGGCUCCUAGGUUUGAGAAAAUGGCUUGGACGAAUAGGAAGAACCCGAGCCAAGUGAGUCAAGAGGAGAAGGACCAUGAGAACGGAUUCUUACAUGAUCAUGUUAUGUAUUGGCGGCUGUUUGGUCCGUGGUGAUGUUUAUUCAGGAUGUGUCGAGGGACGCUGAAAAUUGAUGAGUAAAAGAGCAGCCCAUGUUGCUCUUGCUGAUAGUAACACGCCCGGGGCGCGAGCAAGUCUUUGAGAGCUUGCAGGCCAAGUAUUUCUUGUAG
This is a messenger RNA of Durusdinium trenchii, 1294 nucleotides long. The record is from the annotation of a GenBank genome assembly. NCBI's taxonomy places the organism in Eukaryota, Dinophyceae, Suessiales, Symbiodiniaceae.